AUGUGUGUGGACGGUGGUGAAGCGGAGGUGUUGUGGCUGUACAUCGGAGACACUCGGAGCAGGGCAGAGGAGUACAAGUGCUGGUUGCUGUCCCUGCUCAGAAAACAUGGGGUACAGAAGGUGCUGGAUGUAGCCUGCGGCACAGGGGUGGAUUCCAUCAUGUUGGUAGAAGAGGGUUUUAAGGUGGUUAGUGUGGAUGCCAGUGACAAAAUGCUUAAAUAUGCUCUUAAAGAGAGAUGGGAGAGGAGAAAAGAGCCUGCCUUUGAUAACUGGGUAAUUGAGGAGGCCAACUGGCUAACGUUACCGGAAGAUGUUAAAAAAACUGGAGAUGGGUUUGAUGCAGUAAUCUGUCUAGGCAAUUCAUUUGCUCAUUUACCAGAUUUCAAAGGGGACCAGAGUGAUCAGAAGCUUGCCUUACAAAACAUAGCCAGCAUGGUGAAACCUGGAGGGAUCCUAAUCAUUGACCACCGUAACUAUGAUUACAUCCUUGAGACUGGCCAAGCACCCCAAGGAAAGAAUAUUUACUAUAAGAGUGACCUAAAACAGGACAUCUCCACCUCAGUGCUGUGGGUUAAUAACAAGCCUCACAUGAUCACACUGGACUACACUCUGGAACUGCCUCAACCAGUGGAUGUUCAGACUCCACCUGAUACAAGUAAAUUCCGCCUGUCAUACUACCCCCAUCGUUUGGAGAGUUUUAAGGAGAUUUUAAGAGCAUCAUUUUUUGGAAAAUGCGACCACAGUGUAUAUGGAGACUUCAAGCAAUACACCCCAGGGCAAGGAGAGGUGCCCUGCUAUUUCAUUCAUGUGGUUAAAAAGACUACUUAAAGCCAUUUUUAAAGCCAAUGUCAUUUUUUAUGUACACAUGGAAAAUUGGUUGUGAAAAUUGGUCUGUGCCAAAAAAAAAAGAAAAUAACCCAGGGCCUUGCAUGACAUGAUUUUAGGUCUUUUGCUUUGUUGGGGGGAUGUUUUUGUCUUUUUAUUUACUUUUUCACACAAUCUUAAGCAGGAACAUUUUACUUUACAGAACAGUGCUAAAAGCAUAUCACACAGAAUGUUUUUUUUCUUUCUUUAUUUUUUUUAAACAUAUACUAGACCAGUGAUCCUCAAAUCCUCAAAGUUCUAAUCAAACAAACCUACCUGUGAUUUUCUAAUGAUCCUGAAGACAUUGAUUAGCAAACUCAGGUGUGUUUGAUAAGGGUUAGAGCUUAAUUCUACAGGAAAGUGGAUCUCCCGAGCCAGAUUUGAGGAUCACUGCACUAGACAGAUGUGUUUGUCCAUUGACCCACAUGUCAGAGCAGGGGUAUCAAACUCAAUUCCUGGAGGGCCGGAGCCCUGUAGAGUUUUGUUCCAACCAUGCUUCAACACACAUACCAUGCAUCUUUCAAAUAAGCUUGAAAGACUUGAUUAUUUGGAUCAGGUGUGUUUAAUUAGGGUUGAAUCUAAACUAUGCAGGGCUCCGGCCCUCCAGGAAUUGAGUUUGAUACCCCUGGAUUACAGAAGUAAAAUUUAAAAGAUAAAAGCAUAAAUAACCCCUUUAUCACCCCUGAAUAUUAAAGCAUUGUUGGAUAUGCUUUGCAACAGAUAAGUAAUAUAAAAAUGGUUGUAACUUAAAUUAACUGUAAUUAAUUGUAAAUUAAAGCCCUCUAAAAAUCGAUAUAUAACCUCCCCCUUUUGUGUCCUGUUCAGUCACUAUAUCAUUCUGAAGUGAAACUGGUCUUUUGAAAACAAUUUUUCUAAUUUUUUUUUUUUUUUUUUUUUAAAGUGUACAUGGGAAAAUUUAGGGGAUUUUGUCCUGACAUUUUGUGAGUGACACUCUGAGGUGGUAUCAAUUUUUGGCACAAACCGUUCUUUGGAAACAUGAAUUUUUGGGCUCACAUAUGGCUUUUAUUGUGGAAUUAUUUUAUUUUGAAAUUUAACAUCAUAUUGUGUUGUUGUGCUGAAGAUGUUUCAAUCUGUUGAACAGACUACAACUCUACCUUUUAUCACACCUAAUUCCACAAUGUUGUAUCCCAAUCUUCAGUGAGAAGUAGCUGAAUGCAUUUUUAAAUAAGGCUUACUCAGACUAUUAAUAUUGAGUAAUAUUAUCAGUUCAACUGCACUGAUACUGACAUCAGUUCAGAAAAAAAUAACAAAAUUAAGAUGGAUAAUGACAAUAAAAAAUGCUUCUGUAAAGCUGCUUAUAUCUUAACUGAAUUUGUUCCAUGAUCGAUGAACUUGGCAACAUUGACUUUCUUAUUGAACUGAAAUAGUUUAUCAAUAAAAUAAACUUUUUCAAAUAUAA
Messenger RNA from Cyprinus carpio (common carp), 2284 nucleotides. RefSeq names its product glycine N-methyltransferase-like. Lineage: Eukaryota; Metazoa; Chordata; Actinopteri; Cypriniformes; Cyprinidae. Gene Ontology annotation, biological process: protein homotetramerization; regulation of gluconeogenesis; one-carbon metabolic process. Gene Ontology annotation, cellular component: cytosol. The record is from RefSeq and is a predicted model, not a curated record. Gene Ontology annotation, molecular function: glycine N-methyltransferase activity; S-adenosyl-L-methionine binding; identical protein binding.